AUGCCAGAUCCAAAGGAGAAUCAAGGAAGUUAUUCGAUGUAUCCCGCAUCGCCUGUGCCUCCUGCAACGCAGAUGCCACCAGCAGCAGCAGCGAACUCGUACCUGUACUCGAAUGCAUACCAUUCGCAGUACAACUAUGGGUAUCCGGUCGGUAUUGAGAUCUACCCAUCACAGACGAUGCAAUACAUGGGGUAUCAUCAGCCGGCCAUGACCUACGGAGGCUACGGCGGGCCCGGACAGGGGGCGGUGCCGGUGAAGAAGAAGUUCUACGGGAACGGCACGAACUACAAGAAGGAGCAGGCGGGCGGCGGAGCGGGCGGCGGGGCCGGCGGGGCGGAGGGGCGGCCGGUGCAGGUGACUAUCAAGAAUCUGUUCAAGUUCGAGUUGGGGAACAGCAACUGCGUGCGCGUUGACGGGCUGAAGAUCGAGUAUCCAAUGUAUGUGAACACGACACCAGAGGAGUUUGCGCAGGCGAAGCUGAAGCGGCACAUGCUGCGACUCGAGGCGCUGAGAGAGUUGGACGGGAGAAAGGCCCCGGUCGCGCGCGAGGAGAAGGACAAGCGGGCUGCUUCGGAACAGAAGCAGCGCGAUGCGCCGGCACCCGGCGGGGCACAUGGCGCUACAAAUGCGGUAGAGAAUGAGAAAGUUGAAAAAAGAGACACACGGAAAGAAGAGCCGCAUGCGCGGAAGGAAGCAGAAGUUCCACAGGCCACGCCGAGGGAGCCAAAGGAGGCAGAUGUAGACACCACGUCGCAGAAAGUAUUCACAUCCCCACGCCGCGAAGACCAGAAACCCUCUGUAGCUUCUCAGAAAAAGCGCGACGACGUGCCUGCUCCCGCCAACACGCCUCUGAAAUCUGAAGAGAAAAAAGGCGAGCCCUCAGGCCGCACGAUGAAGUCUUGGUCGCAGGUUGCCUCGAAUGCUGCUAGCAAGAAGCCAAUACCGGCCAACGUUUCCCUCGCUGCGAAGAAAGAAAAGAGAUAUAUUCCUUCCAGCAUCAAAGGUUCUGAGCCAUUGGGAACAGUGGCACUACGGAUGUGCCUUGAUAAAGACUACAUAAACUAUGUGAGCAGCACCAUGCCGGAAUCCGCAAAAGCUAUCAAGCUUGGUAUCCCACGAGGUAUUAUGAACAAAGGUAAUAUAUGCUUCAUGUCAUCCGUAUUACAGGUCCUUCUAUUUUGUGAGCCUUUUAUUGAGAUGUUAAAUGUUGUUCAUGCGAGAACGGGCGUCAAGUCGUGGACACUGUUACCCCCUCUGCUAGGUUCAUGUCUCGAAUUUUAUAAGGAAUUUGAGAAGUUGCAUGCGGACAAGGACAAAAACGAUAAACAAAGCAACGGUAACGGCAAGUCCGCGAAGGCUAACAGGUCCAGUCAACCCGAUGCUAUCGAUCCAGAGCAUUUCUAUAAGUGCAUUUCAAAGCUGCCAAUGUUUAAGGAUCUUCAGUGGGGCCACCAGGAAGAUGCAGAGGAGUUUUUGACGCAUUUUCUCGAUCAGUUGCACGAAGAAUUUGUGUCAUCGAUCAACUCUUUGAGUUGUAGUGACAUGAUUCAUCUGCUGCAGAGCCUCUCCGAUGACGAUUUGAAGGCGGAAUUCGUUAGGUCUUUGUCCAAGUACAAGCGUGCGGAAUUCAUAAAAAACAUGAGUUCAGAACUUAAGGCGUUGAUUGAUAAAUACGGCAGUGCUUUGGAAUAUGAUACCUCUGAAGGUUCCGAGAAUUCAUCCGAAUGGCAUGAAGUCAGCAAGAAGGGGAAAAAGACAAGGAAUACUGUUAAGAGAACUACGGAACUAGAGCCAUCUCCUAUAAUGUCCAUAUUUGGCGGUGAGUACCGUUCUGUGCUGGACAUUCCCCAGAAUAAGGAAUCGCAUUCUAUUACUCUGGAUCCUUUCUACACCCUGCAUCUGCAUAUAUCCGACCCAGAGGUCAACGAUCUCGAAUCUGCCUUCAAGAAAUUCAGCGACUUUGAAUACUUAUCCUACAAGGCCGAUUCUGGUAACGAUGUAGAAGCAAAAAAACAGGCAUUUUUGGACCGGCUACCGCGUGUUCUAUUAAUACAGUUGAAACGGUUUGAGUUUGUAAACAACAGCUCAGAGAGACGUGAGCUUAUUAACUACAACGCGUACAACGGCCGCAUAGAAAAAAUCCGCAAGUGGAUCAGAUACGAUCAGGAGCUGACGAUUCCUAAGGAGGCUUUAUCCUCGGUGAAUGCGAAGUUUUAUCUAUCCGGUAAGGAUACUACCUAUAGAUUAACUGGUGUUGUGUAUCAUCACGGGUUGUCCCCCAGCGGAGGACACUACACCGCGGAUGUCCUACAUCAGACACAGGAUAAAUGGUACAGGAUCGAUGAUAAUAACGUUACAGAAAUCAGACAGGAGGAUGUUUUCAAGCGUGGAGACGAAGCAUCAGAUUCCAAGACUGCCUACAUAUUGAUAUACCAAAGGUGA
Eremothecium gossypii ATCC 10895 is the source of this 2442-nucleotide messenger RNA. RefSeq names its product mRNA-binding ubiquitin-specific protease UBP3 (gene UBP3). Gene Ontology annotation, cellular component: cytosol; nucleus. The transcript has a single exon. Gene Ontology annotation, biological process: protein deubiquitination. Bases 1 to 2442 code for a protein of 813 amino acids. Lineage: Eukaryota; Fungi; Ascomycota; Saccharomycetes; Saccharomycetales; Saccharomycetaceae. The record is from RefSeq and is marked provisional. Gene Ontology annotation, molecular function: cysteine-type endopeptidase activity; cysteine-type deubiquitinase activity.